UCCCUGACCGUGUAGGAGGAUGGACCCUGUAGUGUUGAGCUAUCAGGACAGCCUGCUGCGGCGCUCUGAUGUGUCCUUACUGGAAGGACCUUACUGGCUCAAUGACCAAGUUAUUGGCUUUGCCUUCGAGUACUUUGCUGCUGAGCGCUUCAGAGUCCUGGGAGGGACAAUCAUCUUCAUCAGCCCGGAGGUCACCCAGUUCAUCAAGUGUGCUUCUUGCCCUGAUGAGUUAGCCCUAUUUCUGGAGCCGCUGGAUCUUGCCUCUCGUCGCUGGGUCUUCCUAGCUGUUAAUGACAACUCCAAUCAGACCGCUGGGGGAUCCCAUUGGAGCCUUUUGGUCUACCAUCACAACUCCAACCACUUUGCUCACUAUGACUCUCAAAACGGCAGCAAUUCACUGCACGCACGGCGCAUCGCCAGCAAGUUAGAGCCUUUCUUAGGUGCUGGGAGAAAGGCGCUGUUUGUGGAGGAGCCCUGCCCUUCACAGCAGAACAGCUAUGACUGUGGCAUGUAUGUUAUCUGUAUCGCUGAGGCCUUGUGUGAGAAGGCCAGGGUGGAGGGUUCACCGCGCCUCCCUGUGCAAAUCAUCACUCCAGCCUACAUCACCCAGAAGCGGGCUGAAUGGUGCAGACUGAUCCAGAGUCUAGCUCAGAAUGAUCUCUGCUGCUCUCUGUCUUUUCCUUAGCACGUUGAUUGCCCCUCAGUAUAUGCAGAACAGCUGUCAGCCCCCACAUAUCUACUGCUGGAGCAUUGGAAUGCACUCCUUCAAUACAGUAUUUAACUAUAUAUGAAGUAUAUUUCUAUUACAGUCUCUAUCAUACUCCACAAGAGAAAUACAUUUAAAAAAUAAAGCAAUGUUACGAAUCUUUAAUGAUUCAUUGAACAGUUGGUGUCAUGUUUAUCCCUUGUAUAUGCACAGCAACAUACAGUAUGUAAACAAGAACACCAGCAUGCCUAUGAAAGGAA
This is a messenger RNA of Seriola dumerili (greater amberjack), 966 nucleotides long. Its product is annotated as sentrin-specific protease 8-like. The record is from RefSeq and is a predicted model, not a curated record. Lineage: Eukaryota; Metazoa; Chordata; Actinopteri; Carangiformes; Carangidae. Gene Ontology annotation, molecular function: cysteine-type peptidase activity; deNEDDylase activity. Gene Ontology annotation, biological process: proteolysis. Bases 20 to 685 code for a protein of 221 amino acids. The transcript has a single exon.